AAAGGAUCAAUCUUAACUCUUUGUAAAUGGAAGGUAUUCCAAGUGUAUUUUUCUUGGUGCUGAUGGGGAGGUUUUUCAUUACACAUCUUGCUAGUGCUCAAGGUCAACUAGGAUUCAUCAGCUUGGAUUGUGGAAUGCCAAGUAAUGAGUCUAGUUACACCGAAUAUUCAACCAGUUUGAUUUAUUCAUCGGAUGCUGAUUUCAUCCGCACCGGAGAAAGGGGCAGAAUCAAUAAUGACGAAAUUGAGUACUUGAAGCCAUAUAGACGCUUGCGAUAUUUUCCCGAAGGACCAAGGAAUUGCUACAAUCUAACUGUUGUGCCGGGCAUAACUUAUCUUAUUAGAGCUGUCUUCGCAUAUGGAAACUACGAUGGUCUUAAAAUUAUGCCCAAAUUUGAUCUCCACGUAGGCCCUAACUUGUGGACAACCAUAGAUUUUGAAGACCAACUUUCGGAUAUCAGUAAGAUCACAAUUCAAGAAGGUAUCGUAGAGGAGAUUAUUCACAUGUCAAUGUCAAACUCUUUGGACAUAUGUCUUGUUAAGACAGGAACAACAACGCCGUUCAUAUCAGGCUUAGAACUACGGCCCAUGAGAGAAGAUAGUUACAAUACUGAAUCCGGCUCCCUGAAGCUCUUAUUUAGACAACGCUUUAUCCGAGAUUUUGACGAAUUUGAUCUUCAGAUUCGGUAUCCAUAUGAUGUCCAUGAUCGUAACUGGUAUACAGAGGUUGAGGUAGGCUCUGAUUGGACACAAAUAAACACCACCCUCAAUGUAAGUAGUUCCGAUCCCUUUGAAAUGCCACAACGUUUAUUUUCAGAGGCUGUGACACCCAAAAAUUCCAGUAAGCCGAUGAAAAUGAGCUGGUUAUUGCGGAAACCGUACUACCAAGUUGAUAUGUACCUUCACUUUGCUGAUAUACAAGUCCUCCAGCCGAAUGAUACUAGAAUAUUUGAUGUUUUAUGUAACAAUCAUACUUUUUACACUGGAUAUAGACCUCUAGAGUAUAUGGUAGAGACUGUACCUCUAAAAUCUAUCAAUAUGUGUGAGGAUCGUAUCUGCGCAUUGGAUUUGGCCCUCGUAAAAGCUAAAUCGUCAACUCUCCCACCGCUGCUUAAUGUCAUUGAGGCUUUUGGAGUUCUCCAGCUACCUAAUUUAGAAACGGAUGAAAACGACGUGACUGCAAUCAAGAAAAUCCAAGCUACUUAUAGAUUACACAAAAUCAAUUGGCAAGGGGAUCCAUGUUCUCCUGUACUGUACAAGUGGGAUGGUCUAAGCUGCAGUAGCGCUAAUCUAUCUACUUCCCUAAGAAUUAUUUCUUUAGAUUUGUCUGCAAGUGGAUUGAAUGGUACCAUAUCACCUGACGUAACAAAUCUAAGCCAGCUACAAAAAUUGGACCUUUCAACUAAUAAUUUGACUGGAGGAGUCCCAGAGUUUUUCUCUAGCAUGAAAGCAUUAACCAUCAUAGACUUGAGUUACAAUAAUCUUAGUGGCUCAGUUCCUCAAGCUAUUUGUAACAUGCAAAAGAAAGGCCUAAAGUUGAUUGUUGAAGGAAAUCCAAAUCUCUGUUUGUCUUCUUGCGGAACUAAUGGAAAACGAAAAAGGAAAGUUUAUGUCAUCAUUGUUGUGUCAAUCGCUUCCAUCGGUAUUAUUGCAGCUGUGCUUCUUCUGAUCAUUUCCAUUAAUAAAAAGAAGACGUCAGUGAAAGCGUUACGCCCGCCCAUUGUGGCAAAAAAGAGAAGCUUUACUUUUGGAAAUGUCAAGGAGAUGACGAACAACUUUGCGAGAGUUGUUGGAGAAGGAGGGUUUGGUAUAGUGUAUCACGGUUAUUUGAAUCAAGAAGAACAGGUUGCAGCUAAAGUACUCUCUCAAUCCUCAGCCCAAGGCUAUGAGCAAUUCAAGGCAGAGGUAGAACUUCUUAUAAGAGUUCACCACGUAAACUUAGUAAGUCUCGUUGGCUAUUGUGAUGAAGGAGAACACUUAGUUCUCAUUUAUGAAUAUAUGCACAAUGAAGACUUAAGGAAACUUCUAUCCGGAGAAUGCGCAAGCCCACCAUUGAGUUGGGAAAAUAGGCUAAGGAUUGCUGCAGAAACUGCACAAGGAUUAGAGUAUCUACAUAUUGGCUGCAAACCACCAAUGAUUCAUAGAGAUGUAAAAUCUACAAAUAUCCUCCUCGAUGAGCACUUCCAAGCAAAACUCGGCGAUUUUGGUCUUUCAAGAUAUUCUCCAACAGGAAGCGAAACUCACGUGUCAACAAAUGUUGUUGGAUCACCCGGCUAUCUUGAUCCUGAAUAUUACAGGACAAAUUGGCUGACCGAGAAAAGUGAUGUCUAUAGCUUUGGAGUUGUAUUAUUGGAGAUAAUCACAAGUCUACCAGUGAUUGAUCAUACUCGUGAAAAGCCUCACAUAGUAGAAUGGGUGGGAAUUAGGCUAACAAAUGGAGAUAUAAAAAAUAUUGUGGAUCCAAGCCUUGCUGGAGACUUUUGCUCUAGUUCUAUGUGGAAGGCUCUUGAACUAGCAAUGUCUUGCGUUACUCUUUCUUCGUCUGGAAGACCAACCAUGUCUCAAGUUGCUAGUGAGCUGAAAGCGUGUCUUUUCUCCGAAAAAUUACGAAAAGGAGACACACCCGACGUGGACUUGAAUAGUUCCACUGAACCGAGUAUGAGCGUUGUUGGCACUGAAGAAAACCCUGAUGCACGCUAGUUAAUACAGAAGAUCCAAUCGGUGUUUCGAGUAAUACGAUUCAUAUGGUAUCAGAACCCUUAAAAAGCCCGAACACAAUUUAUUUUCUCUUCUUGCUCUUCCUUUAAUCCUUA
Messenger RNA from Raphanus sativus (radish), 2812 nucleotides. Its product is annotated as probable LRR receptor-like serine/threonine-protein kinase At4g20450. Gene Ontology annotation, molecular function: protein kinase activity; ATP binding; protein binding. The record is from RefSeq and is a predicted model, not a curated record. NCBI's taxonomy places the organism in Eukaryota, Viridiplantae, Streptophyta, Magnoliopsida, Brassicales, Brassicaceae. The transcript has 13 exons. Gene Ontology annotation, biological process: protein phosphorylation. Bases 27 to 2699 code for a protein of 890 amino acids.